UUCAUUGAUUUAAAUAUUUUCUUAAUGACAUAUUUGACACCUUCCCAGCGAACCUAGCGGAACACAUACGGUUAGUUGGUAGAUGUGCAAAGAGAUUCUGAUACUGAAUGGAAUCAUACGAUGUUAUAGCUAACCAGCCUGUUGUUAUUGACAACGGGUCUGGGGUAAUCAAGGCUGGAUUUGCUGGGGACCAAAUUCCAAAAUAUAAUUUCCCAAAUUUUAUCGGACGGCCAAAACAUGUCCGAGUUAUGGCAGGAGCUUUGGAGGGUGAAACUUUCCUGGGACCGGAAGCAGAGGAAUACAGAGGUUUGUUGACCAUUAAAUACCCUAUGGAACAUGGUAUAAUCCGUGAUUGGAAUGACAUGGAAAGAAUCUGGCAGUAUAUCUAUUCAAAAGACCAACUACAGACAUUUGCAGAGGAGCACCCUGUCUUAUUGACAGAAGCACCACUAAAUCCUCGUCGAAACCGAGAGAAGGCUGCUGAAAUUUUCUUUGAAACUUUUAAUGUACCAGCACUGUAUAUCUCCAUGCAAGCUGUUCUCAGUUUAUAUGCCACAGGACGUACUACAGGAUUGGUCCUGGAUGCUGGAGAUGGUGUCACCCAUGCUGUACCUAUCUAUGAGGGCUUUGCUAUGCCUCAUAGCAUAAUGCGAGUUGAUGUAGCAGGACGAGAUGUCACUAGGUACUUAAGACUUCUCCUUAAAAAGGAAGGUUAUGAUUUUCACACCUCUGCGGAGCUUGAGGUUGUCAAAGCUAUUAAAGAGAAAAUAUGUUAUCUUCCUUUAAACCCAACUAAAGAAGAAGGUGUUGAAACAGAGAAGGUUGCUUACACAUUGCCUGAUGGAAAUACUAUAGAGAUUGGUCCAGCAAGGUUCCGUGCUCCUGAGUUGUUGUUUAAACCUGACCAAAUUGGAGAGGAAUGUGAAGGAAUUCAUGAAUGUUUAGUCUAUUCGAUACGCAAAUCUGAUUUAGACUUGAGAAAAGUGCUUUACUCAAAUAUCGUUUUGUCCGGGGGAUCCACAUUGUUCAAAGGCUUUGGUGACAGACUUUUGACAGAAGUAAAGAAAUUAGCACCAAAAGAUUUGAGAAUUAGGAUAUCUGCACCCCAAGAGAGAUUGUAUUCCACAUGGAUUGGUGGUUCAAUCCUGGCAUCAUUGGAUACUUUUAAGAAGAUGUGGGUUUCAAAGAGAGAGUACAAUGAAGAAGGAGUGAAAGCAGUUCACCGAAAGAUGUUUUAAAAACAUGGCAAUCAUUUCUCUCUACACCAGCUACAAUUAAUAAACACAGCCUACCCCUAUGCAUGUGAAGUUUAUGUAACAUAAUGAUUUUUGUGUCUGUGUAUAUAUUUACCAUUCUAUUUAUCUGUUUGACAGAACAAAAGAUGAAAGAAACUUAAAAUGUUUUCUUCUCAGAAUGUUCCACUCUACUAAACAGCACUAGGGGGGUAGUGACUAGAAUCGUGCCCAGGAGAUCUGAAAUUUAUUAAAUGAAAUGAAGGGAGAAACAAUUACUGAAAAUAUAAAAAAAUAUUUAUUUUAUGAAAAUAAUAGAAACCCAUUGACUUAUCAUUUUCUGUUUAGAAUUCUUUUGAUUUAUUUCUUGCUUACUUCAAGAACAACAAAACCCUUGACCCUUCCCCCAUACAAAAGAUAAUAAACAAAUUAUUUCAUCUCUCAUUUAUAUUUAAAAGUAAUUAUCUCCUGGUGAGUGAAUGAGUGGAUGAAAGUUGGUUAAAUAUUUAGUUAAUUUCUUUUCUAUGCUUUUCUCAUUUCAUUUAAACAGAUAUUGCUACUAUAGAUAUCUAGAGAAGGGACACUUAGAUGGGAGAAGACAAUUUUUAUUUUUUCACUUUUCAUUUUAAACAUCUGCUCAAGUUUGUACCCUCUUUAUGUUUGGCCAAAUGUCUUGAUUUAUUUAAUCUUUUGCUAUUGCUUGAUAAAAUAGUUAUUUUAUCCUUUCUAUUUCAUCCCACUGCAAAAAAAAAAAAAAAUCCAGAAAAGCCUGGAAAAAAUAACAAAAUAAUGAUCCAAAACAAAGAAAUUUGCAAAGUCAUUCAAAAGAAAUUUAAAGAAUGGUUCCUCUGAAUUGGGGGAAUCUCAAAUUAUAUAUUGUUUAUUGGAAUUUGUUUGACAGUUGAACAUAAUGAUUUAGCUGACAGAGCUAAAUGAUUAUUUCUCCAUGAUAUGAUGCCUUGCCAUCUAUCAUACAAGCUAACUCUGUGAUGCAUUCCGACUAAUAUGAACAAAGAAGAUAAUGUUUUCUUUCGUGUUUACUUCUAUACCAACACAAAUUAUUUUUAUCUCUUUCUGGUGAUGUUCUAGUUUGUUCCUCUAAAGUUUUAAUUAAUUGUUGCCUCAUUGAAGGUGAACCAUAAUCAAAUUGAGCUUUGCAAGUUAUUGUCACCAGCUGUUCUUAUAGACCGAUACUUCAGAUUGUGUCUGCUUUCAUUAUUUGCUGAAGGCAUAAAGAUGAAAACGAAGAAAGAGGCAAUUAUAAUGUUAAAUUCUUUUUAGUUGUUAUUUUUAGUUGUACUUGUUAAACAAUCUUUAGUUUAGAACCAUUAAUAAUAUUUAUAUUUCUGGAGACACUUUUUGAAUUUUGUGUCUUGAAUGUUGUUUUAGAGUAUUUUCAUUGCAGAAUUUCAAAAGUACUUAAUUGCAUUUUAGGUCUGUUGUAAAUCUAUUUCAUUUAUUUUCAUACAUAGAAAGCUUUGCAUUACUUGAGAGAGUCAGCCUGAAAUCUUUCAUUGUUCAAAAUAAUCAAAAAGCUCUAGGAUGGCUUAUGAUUAAUCAAAAAAAAUUAAAAGCAUCAAGUAAACUACUCUGUUAAUAAAAUGCUUUUGGUUUUCCAUACUGUCUUGGUGAAUGACCAAUUCCUAACCUUUUGUUGAGCAAACAAUAAACUUUGUAAAUCUCAAUCAACUUUUAAGCUUUGUGAUUUCUCUGUUAAUUCUGGUACCAGUGAUAUUGUUGCAUCUUAAAACUCUGAAGUGUUACUGUUUGCUGAGAUGUUAGGGAAUAUAUUGGACAUAAUUAUAUAGGAUUAGAUAUGACAGGUUCUGUUAUACAAUACAAAGCAAUAGUGUUGCAUUAAUUAUAGGAUAUAGUCUUGUAUAGAACAAGACAGAAUCUAUUACAAAUUAGGAUAUAAUGCAGUCUAUCAUAGAACAAGUCAAAGAACAAUUUUGUACACAACAUACCUUACUGCAGUCUUUCAUGUAGAACAGAGAGUAAAUUACAUUGUAAUUACAAAUUAAAAUAUAGUGCAGUUUGGUAUAGAGCAGGCAGUAAUAUUAUUAUAGAACUAAUCACAAUAACUGUUAUAGGAAAGGCUAUAACAAUGUUUGUUUUAUGGAACAUGUUACACAAUGUUAUAGAAGGGGUAAUAAUACGAUGUUUUUGAAGAGGACUUCAAUGAAUUAGAUUUUACUCAUAUAAUAUGAAAUCAAAAUGUUGGUUAGAGAUAACAUGUUUCUGCUUUUACAAUAGUCUCUUUAAUUUACAUGCGUGGCUUAAUUCUUAUUUCAUAAAUUUUAAUUGCACAUAUGGUAUUUUUUCAUAUUGUUUACUUUAUCUACUACACUACUAUCAUUUCACAAUCUUCUGAGUUUGUUUCAUCUUUUAAAACAUUUCACAAUUAUAUCUUGUCUAUUUUGAGUUUGCUGUCAGUUAAUUAUAUUUUCAUUGUCUUAGGCUUUUUCUUUGAAUUGUCUUCAUUGCAAUUGGAAUAAAUAUUGCAACUUUAUAUAUAUAAUAUAUUAUUAUUGGGGGCCCACAUUGAUCAUGCCAGUGGAAUCAUGAUUUGAGAUUUAGUGAUAAGUAAUCUUUUCACACUUAAUGGGUUUUGUGAAGGAUUCUUGCAGAAUAGAAGAUAAGUUUUAAGCACUCUGCUUUCUAGAUCUCAGCUUAUGGUAUUGUUCUCAGUACUCCAAUGACUAAAGGAAUUAAUAUGUCCCUAAUUGUUUUUCAGUUCAUUUGUCAAAUUGACAUAUUUCUAAAUCUUGUCUGUUUCCUUUCACAUUGAAGUGAUUGUUUGUCUCUAUUGCAAUAAUGUAUCUUGUAUCUUCUUUACAUGGUCACUUAGUUCUAACAAUUUCUAGAAAGUGCUUACAAAAUUUAUUUUUAAUACUGCCUUCUGAUUGGCUCAGAGAAUCAAAGGAGCAUUGAACAAAAGGCCUUACAGUGUUUGUUCAGGCUUUUUGCUGCCAGUGUUCAAAUUAUGUCAUGGUCAGCUUUGCCUGUCAUUCUUCUGGGAUCAACAAAAUAAAGUACCAGUCAAGUACUGGGGUCAGUUUAAAUAAAUUCCCUCUCCCUGUGCUAGAAACAUAAUUUUUAUAAGGGCAGUGGAGUGGCCAAAUUGCAGUAUUUAUGUUCAGUUUAAAAUCUUACCAGUCAACUUUACUGUCAUCCAUCUAAAGUCUAUAAAAUAUAUGCCAGUCAAGUACAUGGCUUGAUUUCAAUGACUAAAUCCUUCUUAAAAUUUGUGGCCUUGUGCCUAUAUUAGAAGUAAUUAUUAUUACAGACACAGGAGUUGUAAUGGCUAAAGUAACAACACACUUGACUAAAUGCUUUACAUUCUGAAGUUUUGUGUUGCAACAAUUCUGAGUUCAAAUCCAGGAUUGACUUUGUCUUUCAUUCUUCACUGUUUGAUAAAAUACCAGGAAAUUGCUGGGAAUGAUUAACCCAAUGUAAAUUCUUUUUCUAACAAGAAUUACUUUUGUCUAAGAGAAGAAAAAUCAUUAUUAAUAUUACCAUAAGACUAGAAAAGCAACUGAUUAAUAUUAAACAAUCUAUUAAGUAAAAAAUAAAAAAUGAGUAAUAAUAAACGAUAUUACAUUAUCAUUUCUGAAAUUCAAAAUAUUUCCUAAACAUAACAUGAUAGAUUGUCUUUUAAUUUCUUUAAGACUAUUUUCAUUUUCCUUUAAGUUAAGACUUUAUUAUUUUUGUUUUCUUUUAAAACAUUUCAUGUCACAAUUGUUUCACUUGGCAGUAUCUUGUUAUUAACUGAUAAAUAAAUAAUUGAAAAUAAUAUUUACUUGAGUAUUGUUUUGUCAGAUUUUGCUCUGAGUUAAUUUGUUUUCCGUAUUGGAAAUAUUUAUUGAUAUUGUUUUUUUGUUGAUGUUUCUAGAAUUAUGGUAAUUGUUGUGUGGCCCCAGCCAGAUUUUCCUGAUCAGAGCUAAGGCACAGCCUUCUAGGCAUAUUGUUAGUAUAUGAUAUCUGCCUUGCCAAGUUGUAUUAAACUUUGGACUUCUGGCUGUGACUAUAUCUUUAUUAUGGGAGGAUGAAUGCUGCUAUGAAAUUUAGGAUUUAAACAUGUGGUCAACAAUGAUAAGGAGUUUGUUGAGAGAGAGAGAGAGAGAGGGUUUUGGAUGCUACGUAAAGCUUGCCAUAAAACUACAGACAAUUUCCUUUCUUGGCUUCUUCUGUUAGUUCCCUAAUUUUCAUCUGUUUAGUCUUAAUAUUUGUGUUAAUCUAAGGAGCAUAAGUUGUGUACCAAUUUCUAUUGUGCGCAGGUUCUCUUUCUUAUUGGCAAGUCUGUUGAUCUGUUACAGGUUCCAUGCACCAUUUUAUCAUGGUGAAUAUUCUUUAGAGAUUGUAUCAAACUAACUACUGUCAGGUGUUUAGCAUUUCACAUGCUGUGUCCUAUAUAUAUAUAUAUAUAUAUACACACACAUACAUUUCUUUUGGCGGAUAGGUCUCCUGACGUCUUCAUUUUCAAGCUGUUAAAAGUUGUAUUGAUAUAUGAGUCAUAAUUGGUUACCUCCAUGAAUAGUUAAUUUUCUCACUAAUAUCAGUGUCUUUUAAUAUCAGCACUUAACCAUAUCUUUGGGGAUUCUACAACACAUUUAAGUUUACCUGUAAAGUAAUUUUGUGGGCUUAAACAUUGUUAGAGAGAGAAGGUGUGUGUAUACAAUUUUGAUGUGUUUUAAUGUUUUAUUGUAAGUCAUGGAAUCCUUUAACUUAAUGUUUUAGCCCUAAAAUUUCUUUAUAACAAAACUAAAUAUGCUUUCAGUUGAAGUAGUAAAAUUUUAUUUCUGUAGAAUGUGUUACGAAAUUAGAACAUUUCAUUUUAAGUGAUUAUGUAAAUUUUCAAGUUUAUAUUAAAGGUAGUAUGAUUAUCGUUAAUCAUUUAUACACACAUGAAGACACAAUAAAUACAUAUAUAUUAGCCAUUAUAAAUUUAUUAAUUGUACUUUUAUGCUAUUUUGUGAGGUUAAAUUUUAUGUUAUUUUGUGAGGUUAAAUUUUAUGCAGCAAUAUUUUAAGAAAUAAAAUGAAGCAUGUAGAAAAGAAUUGAUGCAAUGUUUGAAGAAGUCUGAGAAGAUAUAUUGAAAAAGCCUAAACUGUUUAAUGUCUGUGUUAUUUUCCUUGUGUGUCCCAUAAAUAGAGCUAACAUGCAACACAUCUAUUUUACUGUCUGGACAGAGAACAAGAUUGAGGUUGCUAGUGUGUUGAAGGGGUGAUUUAAAAUAAAAUGAAAUAAAUUCUCAUUAAUUAAUACUC
Messenger RNA from Octopus sinensis (East Asian common octopus), 6502 nucleotides. Its product is annotated as alpha-centractin. The coding region runs from base 108 to 1238 and encodes 376 amino acids. Lineage: Eukaryota; Metazoa; Mollusca; Cephalopoda; Octopoda; Octopodidae. The record is from RefSeq and is a predicted model, not a curated record. The transcript is spliced from 11 exons.